AUCAUUAACUUUUAAAUAAUCUUACUAUCACUUGCGUCUCGACUCUUUGGCCUUAUCAAGCAAUAUAUAUGUAGGUAUCACUUUAAGAAUUUAUUUCAUUGUACUCGUAUCGCAAUGGCAAAUCCCGUUGUAACAAUUAAAGAAGGACAAAUUAAGGGAAGUAUUGACAGUGAUUACUUGGGCAAGCCUUACUACUACUUUCUUGGGAUUCCCUACGGAAAAGCUCCAAUUGGAGAUUUACGAUUUAAGGCUCCUGUUCCAGUGGAACCUUGGAAAGGCAUUCGAGAUGCUACACAAGAAGGUCCAGAAUGCCCCUCUCGCCAUUUAAUGCUUAAAACUUAUGUGGGUAGUGAGGAUAAUUGUUUACACGUUAACGUUUACACUCCACAGCUUCCUAAUGAUGGUAACAAUAAUCUGAAACCUGUUAUGGUCUGGUUCCACGGUGGUGGCUUUCUAUAUGACACAAAUAAACGCGAAAUGUAUGGUCCAGAUUAUUUAAUAACUGAAGAUGUUGUUAUAGUUGCAGUGAGUUUUCGUUUAGGAGUCCUUGGAUUUCUCAGCUUGGAAGACCCAACACUAGAAAUUCCCGGAAACGCCGGAUUAAAAGACAUGGUUUUGGCUCUUCAGUGGAUACAAAACAACAUUCAAAAUUUUUGUGGAGACCCAAAUAAUGUGACAAUUUUUGGCGAAAGUGCUGGUUCUGUUGCAGUUCAUUACUUAUACCUCUCCCCAAAAACCAAAGGAUUAUUCCACAAAGCAAUCUGUCAAAGUGGGUGUGCAUUAAAUACUUGGGGAGUAGGAAGCACUAAUGGUUUAAUAAUUGCAAAACACCUACACUACAAUGAAAUGAACGAAAGAAAAAUUUUGGAGUAUUUGAAAACUUUGUCACCACAAAAACUCAUCAAAGCACAACACAGAUACGAAGAUACAUUUGUUGCAUGUAAAGUACAAAAAUUUGGACCAGUUGUUGAAAAAUAUGUAACCGAUUCGGCUUUCUUAACCGAGGAACCGCUCGAAAUUAUAAAAUCAGGAAAAUUCAAUCACGUGCCUCUGAUAAUAGGAACAACUUCAAGAGAGGGAAUCCUUACGGAAGCUGCUAGGAAGUUACUAGGAAAAGAUAUAAUAGGUUCGAGUCUAGAAGACGAAAUCCAUUAUCGGUUAAAUGUGAAAAGAGGUUCAGAAACGUCGAAACGAAUUGCCCACAAAAUAAAGAAAUUUUAUUACGGCGAAGAAGAAAUAAAUGCGGAAAAAUAUUACUUGCUUAAAACCGACAACAUGUUCCUCCACGCCGCAUACAAGACAGUCAAUUAUCAAAAACAAACCAGUCAAGCCCUGAUUUACUUUUACGAAAUGUCUCUUGACACUCCUUUAAGUCUUUUCAAAAGCUUGUGCACCCCGAAACUGUUUUACCCAACUCUGAUUUUCUAUCUUUUGGCGUACCUAACACGCGAUAGUAUAUUCAACACAUUUUUUUUGCGACUGGCAAGUCUUAUGCCGAGAAAAGUCCUAAAUGGAGCAUCCCAUGGCGACGAUUUGAGCUACCUUUUCACGAACGUUUUGAGCGAAAAAGUCAAGCCUGGAAGUGACGAGGAAAUUUAUGUAAAAAGGUUUAUAAAAUUAUGGGCGAAUUUUGCAAGAACUGGAAAUCCGACACCAGAUAAAAAUGACCAGCUUUUAAACGUUGAAUGGAAACCGGUGACCAAAGACGAAAAUUUUUUGCUGGAUAUAGGGACUCGACUCGAAUUAAAAACAAAUCCGUAUGGUGAAAGAAUGGCAUUUUGGGAUAGCAUUUAUAAUUUUUUACCGUGAAUAAAGUAUUUUGUACAAGAAA
This is a messenger RNA of Tribolium madens (black flour beetle), 1831 nucleotides long. RefSeq names its product esterase B1-like. The coding region runs from base 115 to 1809 and encodes 564 amino acids. The transcript has 6 exons. The record is from RefSeq and is a predicted model, not a curated record. Lineage: Eukaryota; Metazoa; Arthropoda; Insecta; Coleoptera; Tenebrionidae.